AUGUGCAGGCCCAUUGAGAUCCCUCAGCCCAGUUUUGAUCAGCCCAAUCCGGAUCAGCCCAAUCCUGAUCCAUAUGUUGAGGAUUACCCAACACAGUGUGAUGAAUGGGCUGGGCACGUUGGGGGCUCUUGUUACCCAAGCAUUCCCGUGAAUCAGUCAACCAUGGGUCCCCCUGUGAUGCAAGGCUCUAUGGACGACCUCUCAUGUCUCGCCCCACUUACCCGCCUCCAGAUGCUCACCCUCUCGAAUCUCAACCUGACUGCUGGAGCGCUUCCUUCCUCUCUCUCUGCACUUACUUCACUGAGCCUUCUUGACCUAAGUUUCCUUCGCAUCACCCGCUUACCGAAAUGGAUCAGUUCACUCUCCAGGCUUGCCUAUCUGGACGUCACUGGCACCUUUGACGUCCACCGCAUCGCACCAUUCCCCACCGAAUGGAUGGCGCUCUCCGGGCUGGUCGCUUUGCGGGCCAGUCUGAAUGGCUUCACUGGCUCUAUUCCAUCCACCAUCUCCGCCCUCACCUCCCUCUCUAACCUGGAUCUCAGUAACAACAACCUUUCAGGGAGCAUCCCUGCUGGCAUCAGCAACCUCACUUCGCUGGAAUAUCUGCGGCUCUCCCACAACAAUCUCACCGGCGCCAUUCCACCCCUCACUCACGGACCCUUCCAAACCAUAGAUCUUUCCCACAAUCACCUCACCACCUUGCCUCCUAACAUCAGUAGUGCCUCGGAGAUCAAUCUGAGCCACAACGACCUUAAGGGGGUUGUGCCCGCCUAUGGCUUCGACCUCAACUUAAAGAACAUAGACCUCAGCUACAAUCCUCUCAGUGAAAUCUCGGGUGGGCUUUUUGUAGACCACUCAGUGGCUGUAGUGGAUUCACUGAAUUUCUCAUCAUGCAACUUCUCAGGCCCCUUUCCAUCGCUGGCUGAUAUAAGAGUAACAAACAUUGACGUGUCUAACAACAGCUUCACUGGACCCUUCCCCGACGUUCUCCGAAAUGUUGACGCCUUCAGCUACCUAACAAACAUCAACCUCGCACACAACAACUUCACGGGACUUCUUCCACCAAAUAUCUAUGGCAUGUUCAUGUUGGAAAAUCUGAACAUCUCCCACAACCGCUUUUCUGGCGUUGUUCCAAGUGCCAUUUGGAGCUUGCUUCCCCUGAGGUCCCUCGCCAUGGCUCACAACCAGCUCCAGGGGUCUCUUCCUACUGUAAUGGAUUUCGUAAAGCUCACUGUUCUUGAGCUUCAAGGCAAUGCAUUCUCCGGCCCGGUACCCGACCUUGCAUCUUGGAAAUUCACAUCUCUUCUUGUUCUCGAUGUGAGCGACAACCAGCUCAAUGGCUCCCUCCCUGACUCCAUCUCCCGCCUCCUGACGCUGCAGCACCUGGGCCUUGGAGGCAACAACUUGAGUGGCCCCAUACCUGCGGGCCUGGGUGGACUUAUCGAGCUGACGUCCCUGAACAUCUCAGGCACACGGCUGACCUGCCCUGCAGUCGGCAGCAAGUGUGUGGUGCAGCAAGCCAGUAACUCCAGCUUCUGCCGCCUCUGCUCCUCCUUCUGCUCCUCCUGCACGCCCCGUGCAU
This is a messenger RNA of Closterium sp. Naga37s-1, 1582 nucleotides long. Lineage: Eukaryota; Viridiplantae; Streptophyta; Zygnematophyceae; Desmidiales; Closteriaceae. The record is from the annotation of a GenBank genome assembly.